This is a messenger RNA of Theobroma cacao (cacao), 3693 nucleotides long. RefSeq names its product kinase with adenine nucleotide alpha hydrolases-like domain-containing protein. Gene Ontology annotation, biological process: protein phosphorylation. Gene Ontology annotation, molecular function: ATP binding; protein kinase activity. The record is from RefSeq and is a predicted model, not a curated record. Lineage: Eukaryota; Viridiplantae; Streptophyta; Magnoliopsida; Malvales; Malvaceae.
AAUUUUUAAAUGUAUGGAAAAAGCAGUAAAGAGUUGGGUUUUUACGAGCAAAAAUUUUUUGUUGUUAUCUCCGAAAAUGCAGAGAUAGACAGCAUUUAGUGGCCAAAGGUUGUUCUGUUCAAAAUCUUUGUAAUAAAACCCUAAUAUUUAUUUCCAUUUUGGCGCUCUUCUUUCUUUCUUUCUUUAUUUUAUUUUAAGUGAAAUAAAUUAAUAUUUAUCCGUACUCGUUCAUUGAGCUUGCUUGUUUUUAUUGUUGCUGAGAUGAUGUGAAAGAACAAGAGGACGAAGAAGAAGAAGAAGAAGCAGCAGUGACUGGAACUUGGUUUGUGGCUUGAAUUUGAGGCUUUAAAUGGGUGCUUCUCUUUUCCUUUUAAAGUUUCAAAUUUGAGGUCUGUUAGUAGUUGUGAAGAUUCAACAGUCAAAUCCAUCUACAAGAAAGCUACUGGCUCGCAACUAUACCUUCUAUUGUCAUCAUUGUGAUUUGAUCGUCUUUGUAUGGACGCCUCCACAAGAGAAUCAAAGACCAGAAGUUUUUGUUCUGUUUCUGUCAAGAACUGAACAGAAAAAGGAGGGGAAACUGAUCUUUGGAUCCAAAAAUACACAGCUCAUUUUUCUUGUUUUAUAGCUGUUACUUUCACUGGUUUGACUCCGUGAUUUGAACCCCUUACACAAAAAAAAGAAGCAAAGUAGUUGUGUUAUAUAGAUGCAUUUAGGUUCACUUUUUCAGGUAGCUGUCGCUUUGCAGUUCAUGUCAAACAUUGGUAUGAUUCUCAAUCCGUGCCUAAUUUAAACAAAAGGACUUAGUUUCUUGUUUUCUGAGACAAAAGGCUAGCUAGAUCUUCAUCAUCUAUGCCAUCAUCUGUGGAACAUUCAGACUAAAGUUUCACAAGAAAGUGAAACUAAGAGGUCUUUAGUGUGGGGUUUUUUUUGGAAGGGUGAGCGAUUCCUGAGGAGUUCAUGUGAAUCAGUGAAAAGGGUCUUGUCAUUGGUGCUGGUAUCUGUCUGUCUCUCUGCAGAUUAUCUGGAAUGGAAUAGUUAGCCAUGUCGGUUGUACAUGCCCUAGAAUCCAGUAUGGUGGGGGCAGAUCAAUAAUGCAAAUGUUUUGUUUUGUUUGUGCCUUUUUAAGACAUGUUUUUUUGGCCUCUACCAUGAUAAUUGGUAUUAAGAUAGGCUUUUAAGAGUUGAAUCUGUUAAGGAAGUUUCAUAGAAAUUCUUUGUGCCAAAUGAGUCGAGAGCAGAAGAAGGGAAAGCAGGAAAAGGGUGGAACGGAUGUGGCCGAGAAAGUUGUGGUUGCUGUUAAGGCAUCGAAAGAAAUUCCUAAGACUGCUCUGGUUUGGGCUUUGACUCAUGUUGUUCAACCUGGAGAUUGCAUUACGUUGCUUGUUGUUGUACCUUCCCAUGGUUCAGGUAGAAAAUGGGGUUUUCCUAGAUUUGCUGGGGACUGCGCCAGUGGUAGCCGGAAGUCUCAAUCAGGAUCAAGUUCAGAGCAGAAAUCUGAUAUCACUGAUUCCUGCUCCCAAAUGAUCCUCCAGCUCCAUGAUGUUUAUGAUCCAAACAAGAUUAAUGUCAAGAUAAAAAUUGUUUCUGGAUCACCAUGCGGAGCUGUAGCUGCAGAAGCCAAGCUAGCCCAAGCUAGUUGGGUAGUAUUGGACAAGCAGCUAAAAAAUGAGGAAAAACGCUGCAUGGAGGAGUUGCAAUGCAACAUAGUGGUUAUGAAGCGUUCACAGGCAAAAGUUCUCCGCUUAAAUCUGGUUGGAUCACCCAAGAAGGAAGCUGAUGCUUCUUGUCAAUUAAAUUCUGAGAUGGAUGAAAGGUCUGAAAAGCAUCCCAAAAGCAAAAAUGGAUCAUCUGGUUCUAUUAGAGGCCCGGCUGUUACUCCAACUAGUAGUCCAGAGCUAGGGACACCAUUUACUGCUACUGAAGCAGGAACUUCUUCAGUGUCAAGCUCUGAUCCAGGCACUUCACCUUUUUUCAUCUCAGAAGGGAAUGGAGACCUGAAGAAAGAGGAAUCAAUUGUCAUCAAGGAAAAUCAGGAUCUUGAUGAAUCUAGUUCAGACACAGAGAGUGAAAAUUUAUCCUUAUCUUCAGCGAGUUUAAGGUUCCAACCAUGGAUAACAGAAUAUCUUACUUCUCAUCAUCGAUCCUCACAGCACCUAGAAGAAACUUCAGGUAGAGCUAAUGACAGGGCUCAAGCUUCAACAACAAAAGCCUUGCUGGAGAAAUUUUCAAAGCUUGAUAGAGAAGCUGGAAUUGGAAUAUCAAGCUUUAGGAGUGAUACUGAAUUUAGUGGAAAUGUGAGAGAAGCAAUUUCAUUAUCCAGAAAUGCCCCUCCUGGCCCUCCUCCAUUGUGUUCAAUAUGUCAGCAUAAGGCACCUGUUUUUGGAAAACCCCCAAGAUGGUUUACCUAUGCUGAGUUGGAGCUUGCAACUGGUGGAUUUUCACAAGCUAAUUUCUUGGCUGAGGGUGGGUUUGGAUCUGUUCAUAGAGGAGUACUCCCAGAUGGCCAGGCAAUUGCAGUCAAGCAACACAAAUUGGCAAGUUCUCAGGGAGAUCUUGAGUUCUGCUCAGAAGUGGAAGUCCUCAGCUGUGCUCAGCACAGGAAUGUCGUUAUGCUUAUUGGGUUCUGCAUUGAGGAUAGAAGGCGGCUGCUGGUUUAUGAGUACAUAUGCAAUGGAUCCCUAGAUUCUCAUCUAUAUGGGCGUCACCGGGAACCUUUAGAAUGGUCUGCACGGCAAAAGAUUGCUGUAGGAGCUGCUAGAGGUCUGAGAUAUCUUCAUGAAGAAUGCAGAGUUGGCUGCAUUGUGCACCGUGACAUGCGGCCGAACAACAUUCUCAUCACCCAUGAUUUUGAACCUUUGGUUGGUGAUUUUGGCCUUGCAAGAUGGCAGCCUGAUGGUGAUACUGGAGUGGAAACAAGAGUAAUCGGAACAUUUGGGUAUUUGGCACCGGAAUAUGCUCAAAGUGGCCAAAUCACAGAAAAAGCUGAUGUUUAUUCCUUUGGAGUGGUGUUAAUUGAACUUGUUACUGGACGAAAAGCUGUGGACCUUAAUAGGCCAAAGGGCCAGCAAUGUCUAACCGAAUGGGCACGCCCACUUUUGGAAGAAUAUGCUAUAGAUGAAUUGGUUGACCCAAGAUUGGGUGAUUGCUAUUCAGAACAUGAGGUCUAUUGCAUGCUUCAUGCAGCAUCUUCAUGCAUAAGGAGGGAUCCUCAUUCUAGGCCUCGCAUGUCACAGGUGCUGCGCAUAUUGGAAGGCGACAUGCUCAUGGACACAAAUUACACAUCACCAGGAUAUGAUGUAGGGAACCGCAGUGGGCGGAUAUGGGCAGAGCAAAAACAGCAUUACAGUGGACCUCUGGUAAAUGAGGCAUCGGAAGGGUUCAGUGGUAAGCUCUCCCUGGAAGGGCUAAGGCCAGGAACCAGGAGGAAGUCCUGUGAAGAAGAUUUGUAAGAAGCUCAGCUUUCGAGUUUAUUUUUACACGCAUGGUACGCUGAAAAUAUUUGUGGCCUUUUUUGUUAUAUUUUCAUUUGUUCCAAUGCCAUCUUCAUUUUGCUUUUGUAUAGUAGUAGUAUUGGAAGCAAGGGUAAUAGGGUUUUUGUAAUUCUUUUUGGAAAUGGCGAUGGUUGGUGAAUAUGCCUUCUAAUUAAAUCAAUGAAGCAGCUCGAGGAAUAUCAUAUGGUUCUCUCUUUCUCUC